AUGAGACUUCCCGUUAUAGCGUACGACAUAGCCUCAAGACGAAAGGUUUUGGGGACACAGCGCACAUACUGGAGCACCUAUGAUGCUCCUGCCUCACAAGCACAUGCUAUAUCCCCCACGUUGGGAUUGAACAAACAAGAACGUCCUUUCACAGAUAGGGACGACUUCAAAAAGGGCACUGAUUUUUUGCGUGCGCUCUUAGAAAGAAGCUCUCCUAGUGGAGGACUGGAUGCUAGCAUGGUGCCCCUCAGUAUUCUACUACAACAGGGAAACGUUAAUUUUAUGGCGGAAUUUGUGUUUCUCGGGCCUUUGUCUGACGACAGGGCUCAGAGGUACUACAAUGAGUGGCGGAUACUUACUAAACAGACACAACUGCAGCUGUGGACAAAUCAGAUUCCGGUGGAGCAACGAAUUAAUCUAGCCAAUCUCAUGAUAGACUCUCUGGGCCGCGCAACUCCGUCAGCCUUGCAGCCUCUUCCUUCUGUCCCUGCACUAUUGACCCUGCCUCUGAUGAUUCUAGGCUCUACAGAGCGAGGGUUCCCUGUUAGCUCAUAUUCUAAAGAGGAUCUAUCGGUGUUAGAAUGCCUUAGGUCUAUUAUUAUCACCCUAAUCAGGUGUGGAAAUCUCCAAGAUAUCGUUUUGUCGACUUUUCUUCAGCCUAUCAACAUCUCUUUCUUCAAACGCUUAUUGUCUGCAAUGCAUUAUUCAGAGGUCUUUACCAUUUUAUCCGAGACACUUUCAACUACUCCUAGUUACUCUGGAACAGUUGCUCCUAUAACUACGAUUCGUAAUGCACUAGUGAAGGAGCGGCUGCUUAAUACUCUUAUGGGAUUUAUCUAUGGACAGAAUCAAGUGCGAGGAAUGGAGCACUCGCUGGCUCUCUCCUCUGCUGAGUUUCUAAUGGGUUUUUUACUUUCGGCCCCGGUGCCUCUUCAGAGGACGGUCUUGAUGACGAUAGCGCCAGACUGCAUAAAGUGCACUUUUGAUGUAGCGACCAUCACCAGCCCAAGCACACCAGUGACGUACAGCCUUCGUCUCAAGCAGCUGGGGCUGUUCACUGUGCUUUGUUUCUGUGUCCUUCUGCAAGAUGCCGAAGCCAACCCCACCCUGGUGUCACCUGACUUGGCAUCUAAGAAACCGCUUGGUGUGACGACUGAUAUUGACCUCAGGGGUCGCUCGAAGAGCAACAAGCCAACAUCUUCAACUAGCACGCCUUGGCUGGACGACAAGGAUAAGCCGCUUAACCCUCUGUUUCAGUAUUACCUAGAGGCUGUCGUUUCCUUCUCGAAUAUUUUAUCUAGCUGUCUGCGCUCUGGAACUGUCACAGCCCAACUUUUGAUAAUUCUCAAAACGUUUGCACUUCUAUUGACCGUACGGUCCACUCCAAUGAACACAAAUGACUCUUUUUAUGGGGUAUUUGGGUCGACCCCAACCGACUCUAACCUCGUUAAGCUGUUGAAUUGCUUCUUAUCAGGAUCCGUAAACCCCAAUAUCACAGGCUACAGUAUUCCAGCCCGUUUCGCUUCUGAAAAGACAAUCACUAGGAAUAUAAUGCUUAAAAUCUGCUUUGAGUUAGAGCGCACGGGGUCCUAUCGGAACCUUAUAGAGCUGGCGCGAUCUAAUCCACACAACUCCAUCCUUCAUUCAGCGGUUGCCCAAAUCUUUCUCAACACUGCAAUUCUAGGUUAUUAUAGCCCCAUACUAUUUAAGUUUCUUCUGCAAUCAUCCAGAUUAAGCGAGUCCCUUAGUGAGAUGACGUACAUUCCUGCGCCGCGUCGAACCUCUUUUUAUUGCUUCUGCAAGGGAAUCGUCCAAGGGUUAAUCAACAUAUCGACAGGUGCCACAGAGACACACAUCCUUUCUCGCCGCUUGGCAAACCUCCCUCUACUGCAAGGCAUUUAUCAAACAGAGAAUCAGGUUAUUCUGGCUACUGCACUGUCUGGUCUUGCUGUGUUCCAGAAAAAUAGUCCAAACGAUACCAGGUCGCAGCUUGUUGACACACUCAUCAAGGACUCGGGGUUAGUAAUCUACUCUAAAAAUGUGCUAGAACUUCACUCCUUACAAGUUGCUGCGUAUGACUUCAACCACAAGCAAUUUAUGCAGAAGCUUGUGGCUGCAAAGGCUGCUUCACCAGUGCUUGGAGGUAGCCCUAUUGAAUCUUCUCCUCAGACAGGGGGCAUGACUGCUGCCCGGCAAGGACAGGAGACUGGUUCGGAAAGGUCUAGGAACUGGCGCGCAAGCACUCCUCUACCAAAAAGGAGAGAUGCUAAAGGUAAAAGAAGCUCUCAGCCGACUUCAGCGCAGCCUGCAAGAACACCUUCUGGGCCUACAGCCACCAUUGCUGCUCCUGCCGCAGGUCCUAGUACGGCUCCGCCAACCCUAGGGCCAUCAAGACAGCUAAGGCCUCGAUACGAAAAGACUGAGAUGCGAGGAGAAGCUACUCCGCAGCUAUCUCAGACAGAGGUCUUACCAUCUUCGAAGACUUUCGCUGGUGCUCCUGUGUCGAGCGUAUUUGCUGCCAACGAUGACGUAGAAAGAUUCAGCCCCAAUACAGCACCACCCAAGCAACAGCCUUUGGUUUCAUCGCUAAGCCUGGAUUACAAUAGUAGGAUGACUAAUCCUCAAAACUAUUCGCCAUUAGAAAGACAAUAUCCCGACAAAGUUUCGCCUCCCAUGAUGUACACCGUCACCAACAGCAACAUUCAGGGGAAAAUAUCUGACAGAUUGUUCGACUCGUCGAUAAAGGAACGCCGCGCCACAUUCCAAUCUAGUUCUAGAACAGAGCAACCGCGACGCGGAAGUACGACAGUAGUGGGACCGAGUGGAACAAGCACACAAUACUAUUCAGCAAGAGGUCUGGGUAGGAACUCAUAUAACAGUUCACAAGCAUUAUACACUACUUCAUAUGGAACCCCUGACUCAACGAUGCACUCCACCAGGAGCUAUGACGGGCUGCCCAUAAGCCGUACAGACUCUCCGUAUCCAGAGUCCGGGUCAUUUACAAGCCGGGCCCCACAGUCCUCAGGCUCGCUCACGAGAGGCUACACAGAUCGGAGUACAGACAGAUUUGACCAAAAGUAA
This is a messenger RNA of Giardia duodenalis, 3081 nucleotides long. RefSeq lists its product as uncharacterized. NCBI's taxonomy places the organism in Eukaryota, Fornicata, Diplomonadida, Hexamitidae. The transcript has a single exon. The record is from RefSeq and is a predicted model, not a curated record. The coding region runs from base 1 to 3081 and encodes 1026 amino acids.